This is a messenger RNA of Jatropha curcas, 2071 nucleotides long. Its product is annotated as 3-ketoacyl-CoA synthase 12. Gene Ontology annotation, biological process: fatty acid biosynthetic process. The record is from RefSeq and is a predicted model, not a curated record. Gene Ontology annotation, cellular component: membrane. Lineage: Eukaryota; Viridiplantae; Streptophyta; Magnoliopsida; Malpighiales; Euphorbiaceae. Gene Ontology annotation, molecular function: acyltransferase activity, transferring groups other than amino-acyl groups.
UUAAGGUGUGAUCAUAGUUGAAUUUGUAAUAAAGACUGAUAACACAAAUCAGCUGGUGGGAGUUGAGCGAUUGAAAUACAUAUCUUUUGAAUACUCACGUGUCAAAGUCCAACUCAUAUGCCGGCCUUUCCUCCUUAUAAAUCUUUCAUUUCUUGAUUUAUUUUUCCUAUCCGAGGUUUUUAGUACUCUUGAAUACAUAACAUAAAAACCAUACAAUUGACUCGUCUCUCUCUCAUUCUCUUUCUACAAGCCUUUUCCUUGUUGCUUUCUUCUUUGUUUAUUACAUUGUCUGUUGAUUCUUGAAAUGGGCUUACACAUGUUAGUUUAUGCAUUCUUGAUCUUUUAUCCUCUUUUCUUGAUAUGGAGGUGGAUCGAUGGGAAAAGAGACCAAGAAUGUUACAUUCUUGAUUAUGAGUGUUAUAAACCAACUGAUGAUAGAAAGCUUGACACCGAGUUUUCUGGUGAAAUAAUAAAGAGAAGCAAGAAUCUUGGUCUAAAUGAGUACAAGUUUCUCUUGAAAGCCAUCGUAAGUUCUGGCAUUGGAGAGCAAACUUAUGGUCCGAGAAUGAUUUUCGCCGGGCGAGAAGAAAAUCCGACAUAUGAAGACGGGAUACUGGAAAUGGAAGAGUUUUUUCAAGAAAGUAUUCAAAAACUCUUAUCAAGAACAGGCAUUUCUCCUCAAGAAAUUGAUGCUCUUGUUGUCAAUGUAUCAAUGCUUUCUGCAGUGCCUUCUUUGUCAGCUAGAAUCAUAAAUCAUUACAAAAUGAGAGAAGAUAUUAAGGUUUUUAAUCUUACUGGUAUGGGUUGUAGUGCGAGUCUUAUAUCUGUCAACAUUGCUCAAAAUCUUUUCAAGACUUACAAGAAUUCAUACACACUUGUCAUUACUUCAGAAUCUUUAAGCCCUAAUUGGUAUGCAGGAAAUAAUAGGUCAAUGAUUCUUGCAAAUUGCUUGUUUCGCUCUGGUGGUUGUGCAAUCCUUCUGACUAACAAAAGGGCUUUAAAGCACAAAGCAAUGUUCAAAUUAAAAUGUUUGGUUAGAACACACCAUGGAGCCAGAGAUGACUCAUAUGAUUGUUGUCUUCAAAAAGAAGAUGAACAAGGCCGUGUAGGGUUUCAUUUAGGCAAAAAUCUACCAAAAGCAGCUACAAGAGCUUUUGUUGAUAAUCUUAGGGUGAUUUCACCAAAGAUCUUGCCAGUAAGAGAGUUGCUAAGGUUUUUAAUAGUUUCAUUUAUUAAAAAAUGGAGCAGCCAAAUAAGGUCUUCCUCUUCUUCUAAAGGAGGCGAAGAUCGAGCAGUUAUAAACUUCAAGACCGGAGUAGAUCACUUCUGUAUCCAUACCGGAGGGAAGGCGGUGAUAGAUGGAAUAGGAGUGAAUCUAGAUUUAACGGAAUACGAUUUAGAGCCAGCAAGAAUGACUCUACAUAGAUUUGGAAAUACUUCAGCAUGUAGUCUUUGGUAUGUGUUAGCAUAUAUGGAAGCAAAGAAAAGAUUAAAGAAAGGAGAUAGAAUUUUGAUGAUAAGUUUUGGUGCAGGCUUUAAAUGUAACAGCUGUUUAUGGGAGGUGGUGAGAGAUUUAGAUGGUAGUAAUGUGUGGAAAGAUUGCAUCAAUGACUACCCACCAAAAACCCUAACAAAUCCUUUCAUGGAGAAAUAUGGAUGGAUUAACAAUGAAGAUGAGAGUACCUUUGCUGUUCCUUCUUGAAGAUUCUAAGAAAGAAAGAAAGAAAGAAAAAAUACAAGGCGGUUCGACGAACUAGAAUAUUUUAACUAUACAUUAGUCCUCCUCAUCAGCUAUUCUUUUAUAUUGGUGAAGGAGAUGUUGCUUUUUCACCUGACCCUCAACUCAUGCUGUUGUACUUGAGGUUGUUAAUGUUUUGAAGCAUUAGUAUUAAAGGCAAACUAAUUGCAGGACCAGUGGAUGGCCCCAAAAGAGAGAAUGGCGGUGCUUUUUGGUACUUGUAGAACAGCAAAAAAAUUGCACAGAAAAAUCUGUAUCAAUUCUGGUUUUGUUUUUGUAUGCUUCCUAGCUUUGAAAGAUAGUCUGAAUCAGACUAUAUUUACAUAAAACCCA